CGAAACAAUACAGGUUAUCCACGCAUAUCACAUUUCGAAUCCGACCAUUGAGCUUGGACGCAGUGCUCGGUCCGCCAGGCUCAUUUCUAAUGUCAACUCUCCCCUCCGUCUCGUUUGAAAUACCCAGGAGUUAUUUAACACCCCAAGUACAAGAAAUGCAGACGACCUCAGACUCAAUCGCUACUCACCUUCCGAGCAUUCUCCUGUGCUCAAGGGCCCUCAAUAACUUGUCGCGCUAUGGAUUGCGACAGCCCCUGCGAUCCACAUGGGGACCUCUUGCCCAAGGCUCUCAUCCGAUCUGAUAUCUGGUUCGCAGACGGCAAUAUCGUCCUCAUCGCCGACUCUGCCGCCUUCAAAGUACACCACGGUCAACUCGAAAGGCACUCAGAGGUCUUCCGUGACUUGUUUUCCGUCCCCCAGCCCGUUGACCAGAACCUCGUCGACGGCUGUCCCUCUGUCGAGCUGUACGAUCGUCCGUCAGAUCUAUACCACCUGCUCAUUGCGUUGUAUGAUGGAAUUUACUUCCAGAAGCACACUGCAGCAGACUUUGUCGCCAUCUCCGCCGUACUCCGACUCUCCACAAAAUACUUCAUCGAGCACCUACGCGAACGCUGCAUCGCCCGUCUCGCGAUAGACUGGCCCACAUCACUUCCUGAAUGGGAUCGCAGGGAGCACGACGGGACAGACACCGACGGCCGCUAUAACCCCCGCGAGAUAUUCCCCCACCCCAUCCUAAUGCUCAAACUCGCCUACGAGCUCAACCUCGACACCUUCCUCCCUGGUGCGUUCUACGACCUUUCGCGUUACGGCCCCAGCAAGAUCCUCUCCGGCACCCGCGGUCCCGCGCCAAUGUUCUACACCGAAGGCUCCCCCGAAGGCCAGCUCAUCCGCCUCUCAGACGAUCACAUAUGCACGACGUUCCUAGGCCGCGAAGCCGCACAGCUAUACAUACACACCUUCCUCGAAUCUGCCCUCCGCGACCGUCCGUCCACCAACUGCACAAACGUGGGGAAGCUGAGCGCCGUGCACUGUGUUGAGUCGUUCUACUUCAUACACCUCAACGUUCUGCGUUCUGUCGGUGGGAUUGCGUGCGGACGAGAUGCGGAUCCGCUGCAUACGCUUUCACAAGCUGCGGAGAUGUUGGAGAGGACAGAUUUUUCAGAUGGGGUGAAGACGUGUGGGUUGAGAAUGUGUUCGGUGUGCAAGGCUGAGUUUACGAAUGCUGUUAGGAAGGCUAGGAUGGAGGUGUGGGAUUUGAUUCCGGAAUGGUUUGGGCUUAGGGAGCCGAGAUCUGUGGAGGAUAUGAACUAGAUUUUUUUUACAUAUAAUAUGGUAUUAUGGUGGAAUGCGCAGUUAUCAGAGAUCUCAACACGCCGUACAGGCACGAAAAGCGAUGAAUUAUGAUAGAUACAGGAUGAGUGAUAUACAUUGAGAGUACGUUUAUUCCUCGCCGAUUUUUGGUGCGAGGUAGUACUUGAUCUCGCCUUGUCCGAACUUGUAAGACACCUAACCGCAGCACCGUUAACAAGAGUCGAACAACAGUAA
This is a messenger RNA of Suillus clintonianus, 1545 nucleotides long. RefSeq lists its product as uncharacterized. The record is from RefSeq and is a predicted model, not a curated record. Bases 238 to 1311 code for a protein of 357 amino acids. Lineage: Eukaryota; Fungi; Basidiomycota; Agaricomycetes; Boletales; Suillaceae. Gene Ontology annotation, molecular function: protein binding. The transcript is spliced from 3 exons.